UUUCGGUAAUAAAUUAUGAUAAUAUGAAGUACUUCCGUGUUUUGAACAUUUUGAGUAAACAUAACUUUUGUAAAGGCGUUCAGGAAGCAUCUAAAAAAGUAUCUACCUCUACUUUGAAACUUUUAAAAGCGGCGAAGGGUUGAGUGUAAAAGAGAAAAUGUAUUUUAUAAAACCCGAAGGAAUCGGUAAACUGUUACUGCUUUUAAUCUCUUAUUUAUCUUGUUUGGUAACAUAUGCUGUUGGAAUGUCAUGCAUGGAUAAUUCAAACAAUCCAGUAGAUUGGUUCAUAGGCUACAAGUUGCCAGGGCAUGUAAAUGUUCCAAAGAAUUCCAUGAUGUAUCUCGACGCCAACAGUCCAUCCUGGAUCCUCGUUCGGAGCACACUCGACCAGAAACACCAGGCUAUAUUCUACACUUUGGAUGAAAUAUAUUCCACCAAUCAGUAUCACGGGACCUCUGAAGAAAAGUUCAUGUAUGCAAUGUACAAUGACGAACCACCGAAUUCGAAGAAGACUUACAGUAAUUAUGGUCACACAAAAGGAGUCGUAAGCUUCGAUCUAACGUCAGGGUUUUGGUUGGUUCAAAGCAAGCCUCUUUUUCCACCAACACGGGCUAGUGGCUACAAAUGGUCAAACGAUAAUACGAGUUUUGGACAAACAUUCCUGUGUGUAACUAUGCCAACACAAUACUUAGAUGAAAUAGGCAUGCAACUGAUGUACAACCACCCGGUAAUUUACGACAAAAGCAUGCCAGCAACAUUUGCUGAUAAGUACCCUAAGAUGACCGCUGCUUUAGAGAAUGCUACCGUACAAGGCAAGAGCGAAACAACGUUAUAUUCACGGGAGAACGUGAAAUUCCAGUCAUUUGCUAAGUCCGGCAAAUGGGGUCACGAUCUGUACGCGGACCUUCUCGCAUCUACGUUUCGGGACUCUAUGUAUGUGGAAACCUGGCAGAGAAGGAAAAGCAAGAUGUGUUCGAACUGUACUGGAACGUUCAAGGUAUUCAACGUCAAGAAAGUGAUGUUCUCGAAUCCAAGAGUUGACUUCGAAGAGACCAAAGACCACGCCAAAUGGGCCAUCACCACAAACCCAGCCUGGGUGUGUGUUGGAGACAUUAAUAGAGAGGAAUCACAAAUGAAACGAGGCGGUGGAGCUGUCUGUUUCCAGAACAAGCAGGUUUGGUCAAGUUUUAACGAUUCAAUUUCCGACUGGCAAGACUGCAGUGACCACGACAGAUGUGUACCGCCAUGACUUUCCAGAAAAGCAGACGAAACACUAUCCGUAUAGUUUUCGGAUACUGAAUUGGAUUUUGAUAUCCGUUCCAAACUGGAGCCCGAUAAGAUCCAUUUAUAUUUACGUGCAUUUGCUGCAUCUUUGUGUCAAUCUGUCAUUAUACAUGUGAAAGAGAGAUUAUUUUGACAAAAUUCUAUUGUGCGUUUAUUGAACUGUCGUUUGCGGCGACAAAACUAAUGGCCGCCAUUAUACAUCUUAAGUGUUGUUGAAUACGGCAAUCAAAUCCAAGAAACGACACACAACCUUUGGCAAUCCUACAUUACAUAGCUGUGUGCUUUGACAAUUCACAAACUCCGUUCCAUCAGUAUACGUGUAUCAAUAUAAUUACAAAAUUAAUAAUAUUAUCUCAGAAAACAAUCGGUCGGGUCUUGUUUGGAACCGCUUUACACAUUUUGUAUUGUAACAUAUUUACAAAAACAAAACUGUCCGAUUAAUUGCACUCUUAAAAAUUCGUUAUAAACAGUUGUCAUGUUGAUCUAAGACACUUCUUUCUGAUAGUGUCUGUAUUGUUUUUGGCAAUUUUGCUUUAUAAUAUAAAGACGUGAAAAGACA
Messenger RNA from Dreissena polymorpha, 1843 nucleotides. Its product is annotated as plancitoxin-1-like. The coding region runs from base 158 to 1249 and encodes 363 amino acids. NCBI's taxonomy places the organism in Eukaryota, Metazoa, Mollusca, Bivalvia, Myida, Dreissenidae. Gene Ontology annotation, molecular function: deoxyribonuclease II activity. The transcript has 8 exons. The record is from RefSeq and is a predicted model, not a curated record. Gene Ontology annotation, biological process: apoptotic DNA fragmentation.